Coccomyxa subellipsoidea C-169 is the source of this 1972-nucleotide messenger RNA. RefSeq lists its product as hypothetical. The coding region runs from base 123 to 1025 and encodes 300 amino acids. The transcript has 5 exons. The record is from RefSeq and is a predicted model, not a curated record. Lineage: Eukaryota; Viridiplantae; Chlorophyta; Trebouxiophyceae; Coccomyxaceae. Gene Ontology annotation, molecular function: zinc ion binding.
GACCGACCUCUGCCCAGACCUCCAAUGGCUCCAUCGAUGUCCAUUUAGACGUUGUGUCUGUCGUAGUGAGCGGAGGCCGGCACCGAUCGUCGAUCCGGGAGGCGAGAAAGAGGUUGUAGGAUAUGCAGGGACUAGUGCACAAUCUCCCAGAGACUAUGGACUUUCAGGACGUCAAAACUAAGCGUCCACGGCACCAGAAUGACAUUAGAGCUUUCUCUGGAAACAGCUCCUUCACUGAGGGAACCAACUGUGGUAUGAGCGAGGAUGUUCCUAUUUGCUGGAUCUGCUUAGACAUUGCUCGGGUGGAGGCUCAUCUGAUACAGCCCUGCAACUGCCCUCGCCACGCUCAUGCUCCUUGCUUGGCUCGGUGGCAGCUGCAGUCUGCGGGUUCCAGGAAGGAGACGCACUGCGAGUUCUGCGAUUGCGAGCUGCCGGACUGGAAGAACGUGCUGACGCCGCAAUGCGGAGCGAACGCGCCUGCUGUAAUGAACGUGAACUUCGACGGGAGGACAUACAGCUUUGAAGUGAAGCCUGGCCCAGACGGGUACCGGCAAUUCACGGAGGCCAUCCGACGGGCAUUCACCCUUCCGGAUGACAGCGAGCUCAACAUCACGUUCACCUGCGACGAGCCCAGCACGACGGGCUGGGAAGAACCUCCUUCACCUGUGGUGGCGCCGCUGGUGCACCAGGGGUCGCUGCUGACGCUGCAGGGGGCGGGAGCCUACGACGCGGCCGUGCACUGCGCGUCGGUGUCGGCUGCACGCCGCAUCUUGAGCCAGCGGGGUGACACUCCCACACACGCGGCCGGCGCGCCCUUGCGCCCCUUCGACCAGCUCCUGCCAUACACCCCGCGCGGGGCCCAGCCGCGCACGCCGAUGAGCCCGGUGUCGUCCCCGGGGGCGGCCUCCUCGUCGUCCACAUCAGCAGACCCGGUCAUGAUGAGUCAGAAGAACCGCCGCCUGGCCGGCUUCGGGCGCAAGAUCCGCUCCGCGCUGUGCGACUUCCUCACCAUCAAGCCGCAGUGACGCGCAUGCAUGCGCGAGCAUGCCGGCGCAUGCUCCUGGCCUGCCCGGCCGCGCCUCAGAUGCCGCUGGUACCUACUUGCAGCGGUGAGGUUGGUGUGCUCCAGAGCGCUCCAGUAGAGCAGCUUGCAACACAACGAAUGACAGAUCAGAGUCAGAGUCGACUGGACCAGGAUUGUGAUUGUCCUGGAGUUGGGGUUGUGGGGACAUGCGCUGCGGCGCGCCAGGGUCAACACCUGGGUCUGAUAUUCAGCCUGUUGUCUUCUUACCUGCGCAUGGAGGCUGGGAUUUGAUGCAAAGCAACCUUGCAGCUAGUAAGCGCUGGGUGCAUGCGUGUGCUUUGAAUAGGCCGGCAAUUUUGGGCAGACAAGUCGAGUGUUUAGUUUCGCGCCUCCUAGCUAUAUAGAGAGCUCACAAGUAUCGCACACAUCACACCUGUCCAGCUUACAUACGUUGAGGCGAUAAAGAUCUCCAGUGUUGGGACAAUAUGCGAAGAUAACGGUGUACCAUAGCAAACAGAGAAGCAUAUUUGGAAACAGUUCGCUUGAAGAAAGAGGACAGUACAUGAGCUUGGAAGUCGAGAGACUAUAGGCCGCUGUCGCUGCCUGUCCAUUCCCUGAUGUGGGCAGAAAUGCAUGCGCGGUAGUUGCAGCGACCGUGAGGGAGACAGGAGAUAAUUGCAUUGUCACUGUAGAUAGUGUUGUGGUGGUUGGUGAUUGGAAGCGUGCAAUGAUCCAUCCACCGUGUACGCCCUGAGGUUUAUAUAGCACGAGCAACCUGCAAUGGUUGCAUUGUCAAGGUUGGAUGUUGAUGUCUAGAAGCAUUUUCUGUCCUGAAAGCGAGUCUGUGGGGAUUGAAUUGGAGGUGGGAAUUGGCCAUGGCGCGGCAUGGCAAUUCCAUCUUGUAUUAAUUGUGUUGAUCCCAGUCAACUAAGUAAUAAUUUUGCGCAC